AUGCCCGAGCCAGCAAAGUCAGCGCCCAAGAAGGGCUCCAAGAAAGCCGUCACCAAGACCGCAGGGAAAGGCGGCAAGAAGCGCAGAAAGUCCAGGAAGGAGAGUUACGCCAUCUACGUGUACAAAGUCCUGAAGCAGGUCCACCCCGACACCGGCAUCUCCUCCAAGGCCAUGGGAAUCAUGAACUCCUUCGUGAACGACAUCUUCGAGCGUAUCGCCGGAGAGUCCUCUCGCCUGGCCCACUACAACAAGCGUUCUACCAUCACCUCCAGGGAGAUCCAGACCGCGGUACGCCUGCUACUCCCCGGUGAACUUGCCAAACACGCCGUGUCCGAGGGCACCAAGGCCGUAACCAAGUACACCAGCUCCAAGUAA
Coregonus clupeaformis (lake whitefish) is the source of this 375-nucleotide messenger RNA. RefSeq names its product histone H2B. Bases 1 to 375 code for a protein of 124 amino acids. The record is from RefSeq and is a predicted model, not a curated record. Gene Ontology annotation, molecular function: structural constituent of chromatin; DNA binding; protein heterodimerization activity. NCBI's taxonomy places the organism in Eukaryota, Metazoa, Chordata, Actinopteri, Salmoniformes, Salmonidae. Gene Ontology annotation, cellular component: nucleosome. The transcript has a single exon.